CUUGCUAUCUAUUGCAUACCUCUGUCUCUCAGUGGAUGUAUACCCAAUAACAGGAACACAGGACAGCGUGAUUUACUAUACCCGUGUUAAAGAUGACAUACUGUAAAAUUGUUUUGGGCUUUGAUUGAAUUAAAUGUGGUAUGCGUAUCAAAUUAAUUUUUUCGAUAUAAAGAGUGGAUUUAAUUUACAGCUUUUUUUUCGGGGAAUUGUGUAUCCUCUUUGCAAUUAAAAAAUUAAUAUUCGGAGCGAUCGUUUUACUGUUUCUCCGUUUUCAUCGAGUACCAGACAUUGAAUUAUUAGCUGUUCUAAGAUGUCUACAUCUUAUUCGAGUCAAUCAGACCUCGUGUCCAAUCUGUCCGUCCCUGCACCAAGCCAGACCAUCAAUAAACGGAUCAUCUACGGCUUCGCUGGGGCUUCCUUUGUUAUUAUCCUCUCUCUUUCCAUUUCUCUUGGUGUUGUUUCAAGUAAGGGAAAUGACAAGCCUAAUAUUUACUAUGAGCAAUCCAGUAAAGAGCCCACCACCAAAAGAGAGCAGUCGUGUUCAGGACAGACUCAAUCGUGUCCACCACAGAUACUGAUGUGUCCAGAAUCAACCAGACCAGCGGAGCCAGAGAAAAUCCAAACGGCCACAUCCUGUACGGAGCAAUACGGAUCGCACCCGACCGACCCUCAAAUAGCAAACUGUGUUUUAGAUAGCUAUCCACUUAUAGACGGACACAAUGACCUGGCUUAUUGGUACUACCAGACUGUCCAAAACAAGGUGUACAGCGUGGACAUGAGACAGAACCUGAAGGAACUGUUCCCCAACUCGACAAUCCACUCCGACAUCCCGAGGUUACGCCAGGGAAAGCUAUCGGCCCAGUUUUGGGCUGUGUAUGUUGACUGUAACAGUCAGUAUAAGGAUGCGGUCAAACUCUCCUUGGAUCAGGUUGAUACAGUGAAGAAAUUCAUCGCUAAGUACCCAGACGUCUUCAAGUUUGUCACAACUGCACAGGGUAUCCUUGACGCUUUCCAUGACAAGAAGUUUGCGAGUUUGAUGGGCCUAGAGGGAGGUCAUUCCAUUGAUAGCAGUCUUGGUAAUCUGCGCAUGUUCUAUAAUCUUGGAAUACGGUACAUGACAAUAACGCAUAGCUGUAACACUCCGUGGGCAGACAACUGGCACAUGGACCAAACAAACAGUACAGAAUUCAACGGUUUGUCUGAAUUUGGCAAGGUUGUUAUCAAAGAGAUGAAUCGUCUUGGGAUGCUGGUAGAUUUGUCACAUGUCGCUAAAGCUACAAUGAUUGCUAGCCUCCAAAUAUCAGAGGCUCCGGUGAUUUUCAGCCACAGCUCCGCUUUCAGUGUGUGUAACCAUUACAGGAAUGUACAGGAUGACGUCCUACAGCUGGUGAAAAAGAACGGAGGGGUCGUUAUGGUUAAUUUCUACCCGAGCUUUGUGAAUUGUAAACCCCAUUACAAUUCCAGCUUUUUAGCCACAGUUCAACAAGUAGCAAAUCAUGUGGAACAUAUAAAAAAUCUCAUUGGUGUGAACCAUGUAGGCAUUGGUGGUGAUUAUGACGGAAUCCCGACAACACCAGCUGGUUUGGAAGACGUGUCUAAAUACCCUAAUCUUUUCGCCGAGCUUGUGAGCAGGGGAUGGUCAACGCAAGAUCUUGAAAAAUUGGCGGGAAGAAAUUUGAUAAGAGUAUUCAAAAUGGCUGAAAAGGUUCGUGACCGGAUGUCCUAUCUCCCGCCUUAUGAAGCUGUUCUUCCUGUCUCCGAGAGGAAGGGAAAUUGUUCUACGCUUAUCGAAUAGAGUGCUGGAAAAAUAAAACAGCAAUGAAAAAUGCGGAAGAAAAUCACUCCCGGCACAUCUUCGAACAACAUGCGAUUUUUGAAUAAUGCUGUUUCAUGUAUCAACAUCAUUUGUAUAUGCUAUGGUUUUCCAUAGAGAUUGUAAGUUAGAACAUCUGCAUAAUCAGUAUUUGAUAUGUAAAUAGUGUUUAUCAAAUGAAUUUACGAAUAUUAAACUGGAAAUAUUUCAAUUAUUUUCUCCCUGAAUUUCUCCAGAUUGAUUAUUUCAGUUGGCAUAAAGCAAAUCGAUUUGUUUUUUCCCUUUUGAUCAUACUUUCUGAGCAAUAGUAGAUUCAGAACUUUAAAAACGUUCCCUGGUUCUUCAUUAUUUAAGGUAUUCUGAUUCCCAGGUUCUGAAAAUAAGGCAUUAAGUAAUUGAAAAUACAUGCACAGAAAAUGUCUUUGAAUUCUCUAGGUAACGGAGUAUUUACCUAUUGCAGUUCUUCAAACUUCAUCAUUAAACCUGAUAAUAUCAUUUAGGGAAAAAUCUCAAAUCUCAUAAAAGUUUUCAGGUAAUGCAAAUAGCAAUACACAUGUACAUGAUAUGCAUACUUUCUAAGAUAAGAAAAAUUAUGUACGAUGGGGUAUCAGAAAGUUGGUGGACUAACGCCUUAAAAGUAAAACCGCUUUAGGUAGAUCAAUGAAUUUCGAAUUAUCUAAUUAGCAUCAUCUUUUCUAUCUAUAGAAUAAGCAAAGUCAUAAAAUUUAAUUUUUUUUACUAAAAUAAUAAUGAUUUUGUAAGCAAUGGUAUGUCCAGGCGGUGCAACCUUGAUCACGGCGUUUUUUCGACCUAAGUGUAACUGAGAAAAACUCUUUUUAAAUGAACAUUUGACAUUCAAAAAUCCCGUUAAUUUAGGUAUGUCUUGGGACACUGUUGUUCCAUAAAAUAUGGAAUUUUUACUUCAUUCUGGAAGUUCUGUCAAAAUUAAUCAUGAAUUUUACAUGGAGUAUCUAAACAAAUAAGGCCUUGAAAAUGGCGUCAAAAGAGGGGAGGGGUUUCCUUUUCGAACAUUCUAUAAAGUUUUGCCCCUGAAAUUACUGGUAAAAACCUGUUUAAAGUGGCUACGGAAAAAUAAAAUGCAUCCAAAGUACUUGUAUUUAAUGCCAAAAGAGAUUCAUAAACGAAAGGGAUGCGCAUUUAAUAUCUAUUUGUAGUUAAGGUGUGAAAAAUCAAUCACGUCAAAAAUGACGUUGAUCAUGUUUUGUAGAUAUUAAACUCCAAAAAGUAAAAUAUGCUGGCACAUCAAGAUAGGAUCUCUCCCAAAGAACAAAUUCAUUUGCAAUAAUAUAUGCAUUUAAAGCCGCCCUUCAUGACAUUUUAAAGUCAUAUAAACAAGACAGGUUAAAGUCCUUAAUCAGUUUUAGGGAAUCUCAUCAAAUAAGUAUAUGAGGUAGAAUUAAGAAGCAGACAUUGAAAAACAAUGACGUUGACGGAUGUACGUCAUGAAACUAAACGGCGACGACGCCAGGUGAUCAUAUAAUGUCGUCUUUAUUUUAUAUUAAUUUGGCAAUAAUGAACGUAGCAAGCUAAAAUGUUCAACAUUUCUUUAUUUUUUUUUGUUGUUUUAUGUUCCUAAUAAAUUUUGAAUGCAUAGACUACAUAGUACUAACUUUAUAACCUCAAUUCACGAACAUUUAGAUUACCGCUCGAAUUUAGGCCCUUGGAGAAAUUGUAUCUGUGUUUUUUUAUUUUGACUUAUAAUGUGCAUUAUUUCUUCUGUUUAUUUUACAUUGUUAUUAAACUUAGUGUACCUACAGAGCUUUUACUAUUACUGCAAAGCAUCAUAUACUUGUAAAACUAAUUUCAUAUCUUGCCAAUAAACGGCUAAAUAAAGAGGAUAUUUGUUUUUCUCUAAAGAUAUAUUUUUGUUCUUUCAAGGGGUACUAAUGUCAACUUGUUUAUGAAAUUUUGAAUUUUAUUGAGUUCAAGAAUACGUUUAUCAAACUGUGAUGGAAAGAUUAAAACAUAACUAAGAGUAUAUUAAUGAAGUGGAAAGGCCAGGUUAUCCCUAUAAAUAUGAAGAUAUGCUUCUUUGAUCAAAA
Messenger RNA from Saccostrea cuccullata (small rock oyster), 3876 nucleotides. RefSeq names its product dipeptidase 1-like. The record is from RefSeq and is a predicted model, not a curated record. Gene Ontology annotation, molecular function: metallodipeptidase activity. Gene Ontology annotation, biological process: proteolysis. The coding region runs from base 311 to 1795 and encodes 494 amino acids. The transcript is spliced from 10 exons. NCBI's taxonomy places the organism in Eukaryota, Metazoa, Mollusca, Bivalvia, Ostreida, Ostreidae.